AUGCCCCUUUACGCUCGUAAACAAAUUCACCUUGUUCCAAAACCAAAAUUGAACUUGUCAAAAAAUGCCAACCAUCAAGUUUGGGUUAUUUCUUAUACUUCCGAGAUUUUCUUGAGCUACCAGGAUUAUUUAAAGCGCAUAGCUUUAUAUGAAAAGAGAAUAUGGCAAUGCGUGGUAACGGGCAAACAGGGGCUUACAUAUCAUGAGGCCCUUGAAAGUGAAAAAACUCACCGUGAAACUUUAGAGAAUAAGUUCCCAUUGGGUCUAAUCCCACCAGUAUUAGAAAAGAUCCAAUUUAACACUGAAAGACUGGAUGUAGUUGUAAACGAAAUAUUUGAAAAGUAUAAGGAUCUUUAUUCUGUUGGCGAGGUCAUAUUUGCAAUGAUCGAUAGGAAAAAAGUUAAAGUAAAAGUUUCCGAAGUAAAAUUAAUUACACCAAAAGAGUCGAGUUCCAAAGGAGCUAAGCGUAAAAGUAUACAAUCACAAAUCUUCUAUGAGGUGCAAAUGUUAGAUGAUGAUGGAAACCCUUUGAGACAGAAGAACAAGAAAUUUAUUACAAAAACUAUCAAUGGAAGUUAUGCAGUCUGUCGUGCCGAUAAAUUAUCUUUCACAAAAACUCUUAUCCGUAAAUUCGUUAAAGAAUCUGCAACGAAAGAUACAUAUUUUCAUGCGCCAUGGGUUGUUAAAUCCAAAUUGGCUAAAAUGUACAAAAUAUCGACUCAAUUACCAGAAGAUUUACAAAAAUCUAAAGAUUAUGCACUCAAAAAAAGUCGAAAACGAAAGACGAAUAAGAAACUAACUGCCUCAGAAAAGGCAAGGCAAGAAAAAAAGAAACGUCAAGAUAUUGAAAAUAAGAAGAAGGAAGCCGAAAAGAAUCGUAAACAAAAAGAAAAGGAAGAAAAUCAAAAACGAAGAAAGGCAGAACAGAAAAAAAUCAAGUAUCCGAUUGAAGAUCUUGGUGUUCCGCUGGAUCGUUCGUUACUUCAAAAACGGCCUUCAUUAGUAUACGAUUUUAAAGUACCCCAAGAUUGCGUCGGGAUAAUGCUUUCCAUUUGGAACUUCUUUACGAUAUUUGGCAAAACGCUUGGAAUGUCAUUUUGUACACUUGAUGACUUUGAGUCUUCUCUUUAUCAUACAGUGACAAAUCCUCGCUGUUAUUUAACUAUCGAAAUGCAUGUUUCUCUAUUAAAUGCGAUCAUCAAAGAUCGAAUGCAUUCUAAAGGAAAAAAACGCGUUAUUAAUCAUGCUGUUAGUAAUGACGCUAUGGAAAUAGACAAUAACGAUGAAAUUGCCAUGUUAAAUACCUCAAGAGAAAUUCUUGAGAUGUUAGGAAAUAAUUGGGAUAGAAAAUUAAUUUCAUCGAGUGACGGACGAAAAGGAUGGGAAACCAUACUCGCUGGUUGUAUAUAUCAGUUAAUGGAAUUUAGUUCGACGCCUAACUUGGAACAUAUACUCGCAAAAAUAGUACCUAGAAGAAAAUCUAAUAUUGAAGAGACUUUAGAGAAAAAUUAUGUUAUCCUCGAAGCAGCUGACAAACUACAAAUUCUUGAAUUUUUGAUCAAUACCGUCAGCAAAUCCCAAACAAUUCAUGAUCAUAUUGAAAGGUGUUCUGAGAAAUUAUCAGAACUGAACAAAGAAAAAUUGAAUCUAGCCAAGGAGAAAAGGCAAUUAUUAUAUUCUCUCUCUGAAAUCGAUAAGGACAAACUUAUUGAAAAUUUACUCAAUGAAGGAGAUUCUUCAGCUACUAAGCCCGAUGAAAAUUUCGUAAUUCGAAAGCGUAAACUCGAAGAAAAUGAAAUUAUGAUCUCAAAAAAGGAGGAACAAAUCGAAAAGGACAAGCGUAAAUAUGCUAUUCCACGUGUUCCACUGUUAGGAAAGGAUCGCUUUUAUAAUAAAUACUAUUAUUUUGAUAAUAUCGGAGCGGCUGUUUCCGAAAAAUAUGGUACUGGACGAAUAUUUGUUGAGAGUGCGAAUGAAUUUGACUUAGAAAUAAUGACUGAGAAGGAGGAACAACGAUUCAAAAAAAGAAGGAAAAUUGAAGAAUUUGGUAUUGGUCGUAACGCUAGCAAUGUUAGCGUGGAUAAUCAGACACAAUGGGGAUAUUAUGAUGAUAUCGCACAGGUUAAGGAAUUACAAGGAUGGCUUAAUUCUAAAGGCGUACGUGAAUUAUCUUUCCAAAAUGAAUUAAAUGCCCGUCUACCGGAUAUUUCUGCGGGCAUUACUAAGAGACAACAAGAUUUUGUUACAACACACACUACUCAAGAAGUGAGGAGAAGCAAACGUACUCAAACAACGUUGGCCAUGUUAUCAGCACAAUCCUAUAUGAAAUGGUCAAACAAGUUGGCAAAAUAA
This is a messenger RNA of Diversispora eburnea, 2352 nucleotides long. Lineage: Eukaryota; Fungi; Glomeromycota; Glomeromycetes; Diversisporales; Diversisporaceae. The record is from the annotation of a GenBank genome assembly.